Aphis gossypii (cotton aphid) is the source of this 1119-nucleotide messenger RNA. RefSeq lists its product as uncharacterized. Bases 270 to 983 code for a protein of 237 amino acids. NCBI's taxonomy places the organism in Eukaryota, Metazoa, Arthropoda, Insecta, Hemiptera, Aphididae. The record is from RefSeq and is a predicted model, not a curated record. The transcript is spliced from 7 exons.
CAAAAAGGUUCUAAAGCUCAAAUAUCCUCAGACCUUUCGUCAGCUGAUGAUGAUAUUCAAACCAGAAAGGAGCGUAAAAGAAAAUAGUCACCAAGUUUGUCACCUGACCUACCAAAAAAAAACCAUCACACACCAUCACAAGUCCACCAUUAUGGGAUUCAUCUGAUUCUAAUGGUGAAAUAGUAUAUAGUCAGCUUAUUAUAGAUGAAAAUAAAGGCCAAACAAAAAGUAACUCAGCUAAUAUUACUACACCAAUAACUAAAAAACCAAUGAUAAAACGAAAUUUGUUUGAUUACUUCUCUGAACCCAACACAAAAAAGAAGAUCGCAUUAAAUAGUGAUGAUGACUCUGCAGAUAUUACUGAUAUUGAUUAUACAAACAAAAACACGUUUGAGAAUCAACUACAUGAUUAUGGCCCAAGCUGUAUUUCAUCACAUUCUGAACCAUCACGAAAGUUGGCUUUUUUUUCUCAAAGUAAUGAAAGUAAAGUAGAGAACAAAUCAGCAUCAAGUUAUAAAAAUAGUACUAAUUAUAUUAGUGCAACUUCAUCAACAUCAAACAUAAAUAAUAAUACAAUUGAACGUGAUGAUUCUAACUGCUACAAUUAUGCUAAACAAUCAUUAAGAAUAUGUACCAAUCUCAAGUAUGAUAUUAAACGUCUUCAUGAUGGUCAAGACUAUCUGAAAAUGAUGGUAGAUAAAAUAUUUAGUCAACUAAAUAAUCAAACUAAUUCAAGUAGUGACAGUCAUUCCUUACAUCAUUAUGAUGUACCACAUAUAACAAAUGAGAAUGAUUUAAAUGAUUGGGAAGAUACUAUAAAAGACUCGUCAUAUUUGUCAACAAUUGCUCAACAACUUUCACUUAUGGGUGGCCAUAGUGUUUCAGAAACCGUAAGAAAGUUAAUGCAAAGAUUGUUUUCUGAUACAUUUUUAGUUGACUACUCCUUCAUUGGUUUUAAAGGAAAAAAACCUUUUCUAAUCUAAGGAGCUGCGAUCUUAUUAAGUUGGCAGUGAGAAAAGUUCCCUUAUUUCAGAAUGCUUCCGACAAUGAAAUCGAGAAGCCUUUGAAAUCAUUUAUGGCACAAGCAUCUGCUAGAUUAAAAUUAAAAUCAAUAAAAAC